Molecule: messenger RNA, 681 nt
Organism: Helicoverpa armigera (cotton bollworm)
Lineage: Eukaryota; Metazoa; Arthropoda; Insecta; Lepidoptera; Noctuidae
Product: pro-epidermal growth factor
Exons: 1
Coding region: 1-681 (226 amino acids)
Biological process (GO): epidermal growth factor receptor signaling pathway
Molecular function (GO): epidermal growth factor receptor binding; receptor ligand activity
Source: RefSeq, a predicted model, not a curated record
AUGCGAGCGAAGGGUUCCAGUUCGAAAUUCGAAUGCGGUCAUGUCAUCGCCUCUCGGAUUUCUCAUAAGUCACCGUCCAAUGUCAAAAUCGUGCACGUACCGCGAGCGCCGACCCUCCGGAUCGUGCGGAAAAUGCAAUCGUUGGUAGUUUGGUGGGCGGUGGUGUCGGCCGCCUGGGCGCUGGCGGGCGCGUGCUCGAGCUCCAUCUCCAAGCGGCCGGCCAGGCCCGCGCGGCCGCAGCGCCCGCUGCCGCAGCCGCAGCCGCAGCCGCGGAUCAACGUCACAUUCCCCACGUUCAAGUGCGAGCCGGCCUACUCGGAGUACUACUGCCUGAACGGCGGCGUGUGCUUCACCGUGGUGAUAUCGGACAGCCCGAUCUACAACUGCGAGUGCCUCAGCGGGUUCGUGGGCCAGCGCUGCGAGUUCAAGGACCUGGACGACUCGUACGUGUUCACGAGUCGGCAGCUCAUGAUGGAGACAGCGUCGAUCGCGGGCGGCGCGACCGUCGCCGUGUUCCUCGCCAUUCUAGUCUGCUUCGGCGCGUGGGUGCGGCUGCACCGGCGCGGCAAGACGCCGCCCUUCUCGGAGGAGCGCGGCCAGGUGCAGCUGGUGGCCGUGGCGGCGCCGCGCGGCCGCGUCGCGCUCUGCAAGGCGCCGCCCGCGCCCGACCUGCCGCACUAG